AUGAAGUGGGCGCCGUUGAUUUUCAUGUUUUUGUUGUAUGUGGUAGCAUUAGCUACAAGUGACGAUGCUUUACCAUUGGCCGAGCCGUGCGAUGAAGAGAAAUGUAAGCUCCCAGAAUGCAGAUGCUCUACAACCAAAAUCCCCGGUGAUUUAAAGCCCUUUGAAGUUCCUCAGUUUGUUAUGCUGACAUUUGACGAUGGUAUAAACAUUGUCAAUGUAGAAACCUACCGUGAUAUUUUGUACGGCCGUAAAAACUCCAACCAGUGCCCAAUUGGAGUUUCCUUCUACAUCAGCCACGAAUACACGAACUAUGAGGUCGUCAACGAACUGUAUAAUGAGGGCUUUGAAAUGGCUCUUCAUUCCAUUUCCCACGUUAACCAGACCUAUUUCCAAGAAGCUGACUAUGAUAGAAUGAUGAAGGAAUUCGGAGAUCAGAAAAAACUGAUGUCCAACUUCGCUGCUAUUCCUGAAUCUAGUAUUCAAGGUUUACGCAUUCCAUUCUUACAAAUGGCCGGCAACAGUUCUUUCCAAAUGAUGAAAUCUGCUGGAUUACGAUAUGACAUAUCCUGGCCUACAACCAGAUUCACCGAUCCUGGUCUUUGGCCUUACACUUUGGACUACCAGUCUAUCCAGGAUUGUAUCAGUCCUCCAUGCCCUACUGCAUCUCUGCCUGGUUCCUGGGUGGUGCCUAUGAUUGCGUGGACAGAUUUAUCUAACUUCCCUUGUGCUAUGGUUGAUGCCUGCUUCAGCCCACCUGGUGCCAACGACGAGGAAACUUGGUUCCGUUUCAUUAUCGACAACUUCGAACGUCACUACCUUGGCAACCGGGCACCUUUCGGCUUCUACAUUCAUGAAGGCACCGUUCGCACACAGCCUGGUCUCAGACGGGCCCUCAUCCGCUUCAUGGACAUGAUCAAUUCUAUGAGCGAUGUUUUCAUGGUAAACACCAGUGAAAUGUUAGACUGGGUACAAGACCCAGUACCUCUAGGAGAGUACAUCAAGAAGCCGUGCAGACUCACAAUCCCAGCACGUUGCCGUCCUGCUAGCUGUGGACCCCUAGUUGCUCCUCAUAAAGAGGAGCUGUUCUAUAUGCAAGUAUGUUCAAGAUGCCCUCGCACCUACCCCUGGCUGGGAAAUCCUCUCGGAGAAUAA
This is a messenger RNA of Colias croceus (clouded yellow), 1152 nucleotides long. It is a transcript of the gene Cda9, whose product is annotated as chitin deacetylase 8. The record is from RefSeq and is a predicted model, not a curated record. Gene Ontology annotation, biological process: carbohydrate metabolic process. The coding region runs from base 1 to 1152 and encodes 383 amino acids. The transcript is spliced from 6 exons. Gene Ontology annotation, molecular function: hydrolase activity, acting on carbon-nitrogen (but not peptide) bonds. NCBI's taxonomy places the organism in Eukaryota, Metazoa, Arthropoda, Insecta, Lepidoptera, Pieridae.